AUGGUGACCACGCGAACAUGUCUUUGUUGUUCUGGAGGAAGAUGGUCAGCUCCAUCUUCUCGUCUGGGCUUAGGCGCGAGCCAAUCCGCGCUUUCUUGUCUGGCUGGUGAGGAUCGAGGGGUACUAACUCAACGUCUUCCUCAGGCUUCCAACCUUCUUCAAGGGAGCCUUCCGGGCGGAUUCCCUCGUCUCGAUCCUUCUUGUUUGGAUUCUGGCACGAGCCAAUCUGUGCCUCUUUGUCUGGCUGGCCAGGAUCAGGGGGUACUAACUCAACGUUAUCCUCAGGCUUCCAACCCUUUUCAGGGGAGUCUUCCGGGCGGAUUCCCUCACCUUGAUCCUGGUUCCUUAACUGCUAUUGUGAGUCAGCAACUUCCUUCCCUUUCGGGUUUGCUUGUCUGCUAA
This is a messenger RNA of Prunus armeniaca (apricot), 402 nucleotides long. NCBI's taxonomy places the organism in Eukaryota, Viridiplantae, Streptophyta, Magnoliopsida, Rosales, Rosaceae. The record is from the annotation of a GenBank genome assembly.